Messenger RNA from Lytechinus variegatus (green sea urchin), 4354 nucleotides. RefSeq lists its product as uncharacterized. The record is from RefSeq and is a predicted model, not a curated record. The coding region runs from base 174 to 3050 and encodes 958 amino acids. The transcript has 9 exons. NCBI's taxonomy places the organism in Eukaryota, Metazoa, Echinodermata, Echinoidea, Temnopleuroida, Toxopneustidae.
AAAAAUUACGAUGCUAACUUCAGUUAGCUAGAGACUAUAUGGAGAUUCGAUUGAGAUAGAGAUUUAUAAUGUGACUUUUAUUUGUACAUCUUUGAGUUUGUAUGUUGGCGAAUGAAAGGACCGCCCAUCAGCCGUAGAAACACAACUUUUAAUGAGAAGCAUUCCAAGUUACCAUGAUGCAAACAAUAGAAGAUGUAAGAAGGCUGACCAUGAGUGACAUGAAUGGGCGUCCUCUGGGUCGUACGGACACCCACUACCGGUCCGUCGUCCGCAACCACUCCAUACCCAUGAGCAGAAGUCUUCCUGUGAACCCGCCAAGGUUUGAAAAGCCCCGUGAUGAUUUAUGGCGCAGCUCACAGAGCCUUACAGGCCGAGCCUCGAUCAUGACAUACAACCACAAGCAAUAUCCGUCAGCCUCGGCUGCGCUGUCAGAUUAUAUUUCAGACUAUGAAAGCCAAAAUUCUUCUCAAGAUUCACAAUCACAGCCUUCGUACAGAAGAACUGUGAGUGAUCUGCUUCUUCCUAAGUCAUCACUCCAGAAAACAGUACAAAGAAGCCUAGAAACAGGAGAUCAAGACACCAAAGAUGAAUUUCAUCGCUUCAACAUCCGCAAGCUAAUUGAUGACUCAUAUGAGCAGAUUCUAAGGGCAGAUUUGGAGCAAGGAAAAGCCUCUACAAUAGUUGCCACUGCCAAGCAUCUUGGAUCAGAAAGUUCUUUGACCAUAGGAGAAUCAACGCCUAAUGGGAAAGAGUUUUCAGACACCAUAAGUGAAAUUAGUUCAUCCACCGAUGCUCUUCUGUUAGCCAACCCAUACAUGGUGAAGUUCAGUCAACGUGGAAGGACAUCAGAUCAAGGUGCUGCCUCAUCAUUACGUAGGUCAAGGAGCAUAGAUUCAGCAAGGCUUUCUGCCUCAUCCAGCUAUGCUAGGCAGAGACACAUAAAGAGCUUGGGAAGAUUGAAUGAGACUAGGCAACAGACAAAGUCAAGUUCAAGCCAGUUAAGUGGUCAAAGACCUCAAGUUUCUUUAGACAGCAGCAAUGUCUUGAGGAUGUCUCACGGGGUUCCAUCACCAAAGCACUCUGUGUAUGAUAAAAGACAGGAAACGAGGAGAACCGUUUCUUCCAGGAGCGAUGGAAGACCCAUUCCUGCAUGGGUCUCUGACCUGGACAGCUCUGCAAUGAGCAAGAAGAGGCUAGACACCCUGUACACAGACACUCUGUUGAGUGCAGAUAGUAGUGGUACAAUACACCUAGACUCCAUGAAACAAAGUCAGAUGAAUGGAACAUCCACGUCGUUACCUCGCAGUGAUCUAAUGAUGCACACUUUGUCUUCACAGGGUCAUUUAGAGGACCGAGCAAUGUCAGUCAUGUCAGCAGCAAGACCUCCACCCUCUUGGGUUGAAGAGUUGGAUACCACUGUUGAUAGCCUGUCAGGAUCCCUAAGAAUGCUUGGCAAGAAAAUGGAAGGCCGUUAUACAAGAGAUCAUAGAGUUAACCAUCGGGUUGUCAUCAACAAUAGUCAUAAGAAUGGAUUGUCUGGGGAAGUGUCUCGGCCAGCAAGUCUACAGUCAGAUUUAAAGCAGCAUAAGGUUACAUCUAAACAUACUGCAUCAGAAAUGAGAUAUUCUAAAGGUGGGAAUAUGGAUAGAAACAUAAUCAAAGACAGGACUUCUUCUGAUGUAGCUUUUACCAAAGAGAGGACGAUAAAUCAGAGACUCCACAGGACACAAAGUGCCAGUACCAAUGACCUGAUCAAAGAGUCACCUCAUUGCGAUACAACUAAUGCUCCUUCCUCCCACGCUAUCAAUCACCGUCUCCACCUGCUGAGACAGAGUAAAGGUAAACCACAAGCCAGCCACAAGGACAAGUCUUCCAGAACUUCAACACUAAGAUCAUCCACCCACACCAACUUGCCUUUCGCACGGUCACCUCGACAGGGCCACCUUCCACCACCAUCAUAUUUUGUCAGCGAAUCAGACCCACAACAGUCCACCAAGAAUACGCAACUAGACAUCAGUACUACCACAGAUAGCCUUAUUUAUUCAUCUCCUUUUGGCCUUGAUCGGGACAUGCCCUUUCCUGACCUGUCAGUACUGCCGCCAGCCUAUGGUGAAUCACAUAAACUGUCUCCUGUCCAAAGUAAGGGCCUUGAUAGAACAUUGAAAGAGGAGGAACUUGCUUCAUCUUUGAGCUCUCUUUCAUCUAUAACAUUAGAUACAGAUAGUCUAAUGAAUGAGAAGGCAUCAAGGACCCCCCUCAUAGCAGAUCAUGUCAGCGAAUCAACAGUUGGAGAUACGGCUAGAACGAAUGCCAUGCUCCGUCGAGCUAACCGCAUCGUGGAGAAUACCCAGGCUAGCCUCAACGACUCCAGUCUCUUGGAGGAGCAGGCUCAUACAGCGAGGAGCUCGGAUACAGAGGAACUCCUGGCAGGAGACCAAGAAUUAAUGAGCAGAGUGCAAACACGCUUAAAAGCAGAGGGAGGUGCCUUCAGAGAUCCUACAACCCAGGAAAUGCUUGAUCAUUUUCUAGAAGAUUGUAUUCUAUCGGGAAAGGAGAGUCCUGAUAUUUCUGAGGAACGUAUUUCUGAAGGCCCGCUUGAGUCACUGAAAAAUAUGCUGUUCAAGCUGCAGGACAUGGCAUCACUGCAUGAUGUAGAAUCAGGAGGAGAAACAAAAUUACACCAGCAUAGGGAACCUUCAUCAGAAAGAAGCAAGAAGCUACAUGAUAUAACAAGGCAUUCAGCAACUCCCAGUGGGGGAACUAGACAUCUUGCCUCAUCAAAGAAACAACCAACUCCGUCAACAAUGCCAUCAUCAUCAUCACCAUCAGUACUCCGUGGAGCUAGAGAAAAGGAUACAACAUUCUCAUCAACAUCAUCUCAGAACCGGAUCAAGAAUGUCUCCUUCCAAAGUCAGAAGAAGUUUGAAGAGGAGCCAGGGGGACAAUCUCUACAAAGGGCAAUGAAACAUCUGAGCAGACUGAAAACUCUGGUUGCUGUGGAGACAGCAUCUCCGAUGGCGUCGUCGGUAGGAGGGGUAUCUUCUCUAUGAACCUGGAUAAUGAGGACUCUUCUCCCCAGAGGCUGUGAUCGUGCAUCUAUAGAGAAUAUUAGUAAUUGUAUCUCUGUGUAGUAUCAGAGUGACAUUGCUGUGCACUUGCACAAAGAAGCCAUAGAACCCUCAUUAUUUUGUAUAAAAAGGCUGAAAUAUUCACAUCAUUGUAUGUAUAUGCCAUAAUUUGAAACUGAAUCUCAAGCCUAAGAAUUAUGUUUAAGUAAUCUUGAAUUAGCUGGCAAAUACACAUCAGACCAUCCAUUUCCACAAAGCAAAGUGAGCCCCUAUUGUUUAAAAGAAUUACUUUCUCAACAAAGUAAUUGGUAGUUUAUAUAACGAUAGGCAUUUUGGGUUAUUUUUUCUUUCUUUGUAAGCACAAAUUCAAAUAUCCUGUCUUGCAGAAACCAUUAUAGUCUCAUUUUGAUCAGUUUGCCUUACAAAAUGAAGUAGACUUUGAGCUGAAACGAAAUGGAAUCUCAGGCCAUGAUUACCCCCCCCCCCCACCACAGAGACUAUAGAAGACUCCCAUAUUAUUAUAAUAUUCUUCAGAGAGUGGAUGCCUUUCUUGCUAUGAUUGUAUAAUGUUUGCUAUUCCUGUAAAAGACCAGUACUAUUGUGUUUUAGGAGGCAUGCUUGUACAUUCCAAAGUUUGUUUUAAUGUGUUUGCAAUUUGUAUUAUUGAAAAAAUUCAAUUCAGAAAAUAUGCCCUCUGAAUCUGUAGCCGUAAGUGUGAAUGCACUACACCAAACUGCCCACUGUUCUUUGAUCUGAUACAUGUUUUCCCCAUAUAGCAUUAAACACAAAAUAUGAUAGUCAUAUAUUUAUAUGUUCUUAUACCCCAAUGUCCAAACUAUCUUUUCUUUACAAAGCACCUCAUUUUCCAACACAUUUGCCACAUUGUGUAUGUUGUCCACAAUGACUCGAGAAGAAACGCACAAUCAAUGAUAUUCUGGUUCUUCUCUUUAAUUCUUUCUUGGGCUGAAGUUCGGAUAUCUCUUGAGGCUGUCACGUUCAAUUGGAAACUUGUCAUGACACAAAGGGCUUCCGAUACUCACCAAUUAAUUUCAGAGUUAUAUAUCUAGCCUCUUAUUGCAUAUUUGGCAUUCCAUAAAUUUUGCUCAUAUACAGAGCACCUAAUGAGCUGUUCACACUUUGCAUUACAGGCAUUGCACACAUUGAAAGGGGCUUCCCUUUGAAGCGACUUUUCUUGUUCUUGUUUGUAAAGCGUGUUUUAUUUUUGAAUCACUGGAAUUUUGUGUCUUUACAAGAUACAAUAUCAUUAGUGGUAGUGUGUGUGCUUA